Synchiropus splendidus (mandarinfish) is the source of this 1170-nucleotide messenger RNA. RefSeq lists its product as uncharacterized. The record is from RefSeq and is a predicted model, not a curated record. Bases 270 to 1097 code for a protein of 275 amino acids. The transcript has 4 exons. Lineage: Eukaryota; Metazoa; Chordata; Actinopteri; Syngnathiformes; Callionymidae.
CUCGGUUGCCAUGACGAUCCACUUCACCGCUCUUCUGGCUUUGCCCUGUUGGGAAGAUUUUCAGAGAUCUGUGACUAACUAAUGGGAUAAAGAAUUGAAAAACAUAAACAAACCCCGGUUGUCAUGACGACGGCGUCCAUGUUUGCAUCCCAAAGUAUUUCCGGUGUCCUCUGCGACUGCCGUUACGAGUAAACACUUGGAUUAUAGAUAAUAACAGCGGCCGGGACGGGAAACAAACAUAAAAUGGACUGAACAAACUGCUGCAUAAAAUGGCAAGCACAGAGGAACACCAACUCAGGUCCCACAGGGAGAGUCCAGUCCCGCAGGAGCUCCGGUGCAGGUCGGAGAGAAGCCACGUGGAAGCCCUGCUGGCCAUCAGCGAUGAGGUUUUCUUCCAGCAACUCCAGCCUUUCCAGGCUCUGUCUGGCUGUGAGGAAGCCGUUCGAGGCUGGGACAGAGGGUCUCCACUGGGCAUCACGCCUCAGUCUCAGCACAGAGACAGCAAAGCCCAUCUGGAGAGCUCCAGUCUGCUUUCUGCUAAAAGCCCAACGGACCACGGCGAUAACCAAACCCAGCCUUCCAAGAGCACACACCUGUGUGACCAGGAACACACAAGCCAAAAGAACACGUCUGUGGCCGUGUCCAGUGGGCUGAAGACCACAGCAGCAGAGGAGAGGAAAGAGGUGGCCCGGACGUCUGCACAGCCUCAGUACCUCCCCAGACCAGUCAAGCCACCGAAGCAUGUCCACAGGCCAAACAACGCAGCAGUUCCCAUCAAGAACUUUACAUUUCUACCACCGAUAAAGUCGCCUCAUUGUACCUCAGACCAGGCUGGCAGCAGGAAGGGAGGUGAGGAGAUUUUGCAUCACACGUUGGACAGGAAGAAAGGCUUCCGUGCCGAUGCCUGUCAAGAUCUGCCCUUGCACCACAUCAACCACGCAUCUAGGAGCGCGGCGGGUCAACACACCUACCUGUUCUCCGCAUCCGUGCCGAAGAGAUACCUCACGCCGUCCAGACCUGAGGCCGCACACUACUCACUGGGUAAAGCGGUCCCCACCGCCCGAGCCAACAUGCAGCCCAAGUGCCUCUUCUCCUGAAUGGGAGCUGCUGAAGGACGUUGACGCAUGCAAGAUUCCACCAGCAAGUUAAAAAAUGUAUGCGUUUUCUAUA